AUGGGCAAUGUCGCCAGUCGCCUCGACGAUGCCGGAAAUUUGUUCUUCAAGGACCAGAAUAGAUUCUCGAUCGCAUCGGUCACCAUCAGCAACUCCCGACGCCCUCUGUUAACCCUCUCCCCGAACGCGUUCCCUGCGGUCAGGUAUAUAGCGAAGCGAGAUGCAAGCGACGACACCCCUAUUGAAUAUAUUCAGGACCCCGAUGUCCCUCCGUCUGCUGCGAUCCCGACCUUCUUGCUCCGUCUUUCAAACGAUGAGGAACUCAUCUUUAAUUUCACCUUCGUCCUCCGCCAAACAGCGACCGGUAAUCUCGCGGGAUCCACCGUCAAUGGCGUUGCGACCUCGCUCCCUGAGGUAGCCAACACCAACCUCACUGGGCUCACCUUCGCCCACGCGUCAAACUCCAAGGAACUUGACAACCUAAUUACGCGGGAAUUUCACGCAAACCCGAACCUUCAAAACAAUUCCAAUGUCCAACUGAUUGGUGAUUACUCGACCGAUGGUAGCCCCUCCGUCUCGUUCGACUGGUCCUGGAGAUGGAAGCCUCCCAAGACGACGGAGGAUAAAGGUGGCGGCUGGCGGAACAGCUGCAGCUUUUUGGACUACGAUUCAAGAACCAACCGCCUCAAUACCCUCGCACAUUUCUCCUUCUGGGUACAUAACUCCAUUCGGUCCCUACCUAGUCCGCUGAUAAUGUCGCCGAACCUCGAGUUGCCCGUUCCCUUUCCCCGCCGUCGCAUUCCUUCCACCCAGUCGGUCAUUUCACAGGCCAGUGAUAGCGAAAAUUUCUCGAACCCCAACCUCCCUUCCAUCACCCCGCCUGAAUCGUCGGAGGGCAUACCGCCGCCUCCAACUGCGCCCCCACCCCCACCUCCCGUUAAAGUCGACCUUGCUUCUCGCGCCGGAGAAGAUAUGAACGUGGAAGAUGGGCCCCUGUUCCGAGCUACAAUGAAGGCGUUGGAACAGAAGACAGGAAAUAUGCGUACAAAAAUAAAGAAGGUCUUGAAAAAGGCAGAGGCUGCGCAGUCCGCACAAACGACUUUCAACGAAGCCAUGGAGGGUUUCCUGGGCUCCUUGAACGAGGCAUCGACAUCCAAUGCCAACGCCAUUCAACCUGCUUUAGACCACUAUUUUGAAAAGAUCGCCCGUCAGAUUCAAAAUUAUGAACAGUUGAACGCUCUUCAACUGCAAAAGCUCGUCAUCGAGCCUCUUGUCAAGCUAUACACUAACGAUAUCAAGCAAGCGGAAGCGAAGAAGAAAGAUUUUGAUGAAGAGAGUCGUGAUUAUUAUGCCUACGUCAGUCGGUACCUCGGCCAGCGACAGGAUUCGCUCAAGGAGAAAAAGCGCGCAGAGAGUGACUCAAAAUAUCAAGCCAAACGUCGAAACUAUGAAUUAAGACGCUUCGACUAUUCUGCCUUCAUGCAAGAUCUUCACGGAGGUCGCAAGGAACAAGAAGUCUUGUCGCAUCUGACUAAAUAUGCAGACUUUCAAGCUAAGAAUUUCUUGGCGGCUGCCAAUAAGAUUGAAAAAAUGGUUCCCCAACUGGACUCUCUAGUUCACGAGGUCAAUAGGGCGGAUAAGGAGUUCCAGUUCAAGCGGACUGAGCGCGAGGAGUUUCGCAGAGCUCUUGAAAAGAACAGUAACCCUUACCUUGAGCCCGAUGCCAUCGCAGGUCCGUCACACGUGGCCGCUACAUUUACCACAGCCGCCAACGGGGCUGCUUCGAAUGAAACUGAGCUUGGCCGAGCUGAUAGCACUGGCUCUCAACUCCGGGGGGCUGCUGGCACAUCUGCUCCUACUGGUAGCGCUGGAUCUGCCGGCGGAUCUGGUCAAAAUCGGUUCAAGGGCAUUCGCGAUCUGGAGGAGCCUGCUGCUACUGGGAUCGAUCGCAGUGUCGGCCAGCAGCGAAAAGAAGGGUUGCUGUGGGCGCUUUCCCGUCCUGGAUCACACAUGGAUCCGAAGGGUAUCAACAAGCAGGCCUGGCACAAAUUCUGGAUUGUCUUGGAUCAAGGCAAACUCUCGGAAUACAGCAACUGGAAGCAAAAAUUGGAUCUGCACAUGGAGCCCAUCGACCUUCGAAUGGCAUCGGUUCGGGAAGCUCGUAAUGCCGAGCGACGUUUCUGCUUUGAAGUGAUCACUCCCCAAUUCAAGCGCAUCUAUCAAGCCACAUCGGAAGAAGAUAUGGCGACUUGGAUUCGAUCCAUCAAUAACGCGCUCCAAAGCGCCGUUGAAGGACAAGGUAUGCCGGCGCCUCCUCCGUCCUCAUCGGAGAAGUCUUCUGCUGGCCGUGAUAUCGGUUCGGUUCUUACCGGGAAAAGCUCGUCGGUGUCUGGUCAUCACUCCUACUCAAAUAGCUCUAGCAGUGCCAGCGCCGGUGGUGUCACCCGCCGUACAACAGUCGGAGCAAGGCCGAGCUAUGUUCGCCAUGACAGUAACAGCUACGAAGAGAACCCGGCACGACUGCUCCAAACGGUACGCGACGCCGACGAGGGAAAUAAAUGGUGUGCGGAUUGUGGAUCCUCCUCCAAGGUCGAAUGGGUGUCAAUCAACCUGGGAAUUGUACUAUGCAUCGAAUGCAGUGGUAUUCACCGAUCUCUCGGCACACACAUUUCCAAGAUCCGAUCUCUAACACUAGACGUCCACUCCUUCUCGAACGACAUCGUCGAAAUCCUCCUCCAAAUCGGCAAUCGCGUCAGUAACAUGAUCUGGGAAGCAACACUCGACCAAUCGCUCAAACCAAUCGCAAGUUCCACCCGCGAGCAACGCCUGAAAUUCAUCACGGCGAAAUAUGUCGACCGAGCAUACGUCGAGGGCGUCCCAUCCCCGCGUUCCCGUUUCGCAACACCAGACGAGACCCUCCUCGCCUCGGUCAAGAAAAACGAUAUCCAGGGCGUCCUUUAUGGAAUUGCCUUACGCGGUAAUGUCAACGUACCCGAUCGUUCACGCAGUACGCCGGCUAUAUUCCUCGCACUGGCUGCUACAGACCCCGCCACACCGGGAUCAACACCUACCCCUACCCCUACGACCCUCUCCGCCCGGCCCAGCGCAAAGGCAAUCCCCUUCCCCAUGGCCGAACUGCUGGUUCAGAACGGCGCGGAGAUUCCUCCCCAACCACCAUCAAUCCCUCUAUCCCCGGCAGCACAGCUGUACCUCAGUCAGCGCGUUGCGCGAAAUCCGGGGUUCAGCGCCGCCGCCGCUCCUCCCCCCGUUCCUGGGAAGUCUUUGUCUACCAAUAACAAUAACCCUAACGAUACCCUCGGCUCGCUGCCUACCAUUCGCUCCGCUAGUAAGGAUAGUUCUUCUUCUUCUGUUGCUUCGCAGGCUCCUGGUUCUGGACCGGGCUCGGGAUCGGGAUCGGGCUUUGCGGAGAAGGAGAAGGAGAAGUUGUCUAAGCGUGGAAGUGCUGGUGCUAGAUUUGCGGGGAAGGUCGCUUCUCUUGGAAUUGAUCGAUAG
Molecule: messenger RNA, 3453 nt
Organism: Penicillium waksmanii
Lineage: Eukaryota; Fungi; Ascomycota; Eurotiomycetes; Eurotiales; Aspergillaceae
Product: putative ARF GTPase activator (Csx2)
Exons: 5
Coding region: 1-3453 (1150 amino acids)
Biological process (GO): intra-Golgi vesicle-mediated transport
Cellular component (GO): trans-Golgi network; cytoplasm; endosome
Molecular function (GO): protein binding; GTPase activator activity
Source: RefSeq, a predicted model, not a curated record